Molecule: messenger RNA, 1245 nt
Organism: Etheostoma cragini (Arkansas darter)
Lineage: Eukaryota; Metazoa; Chordata; Actinopteri; Perciformes; Percidae
Gene: slc25a44a
Product: solute carrier family 25 member 44a
Exons: 4
Coding region: 260-1213 (317 amino acids)
Biological process (GO): transmembrane transport; branched-chain amino acid catabolic process
Cellular component (GO): mitochondrion
Molecular function (GO): branched-chain amino acid transmembrane transporter activity
Source: RefSeq, a predicted model, not a curated record
ACGUAAAACCACAACCCACCAUGACCUUUCACCUUUGACUAUGUUGGUUCGCAGCAGUAUGGACGGACGACAUAACCCACCUUGUAACAGAACAGGUCGAAAGAGUUUAACAACAAAGCAGCUCGGUUUCGUAACAAGUAAUGUGGAGUCGGAAGGUGAACUUGAGUUACAUGACCCACUAACAGUUGUGAUGGCAGUUGGAGGGCUGAUGACUGCAGAUAUGUUGCUUUAGGGCCUCAGCGCUGCCCUAGCCGGCACCAUGCAUCAGAAAGGUGCAAUCCAAAUUAUUGAAUGGGAGGACCUGGACAAGAGGAAGUUCUACUCCCUGGGUGUGUUCAUGACUUUGACCACCAGGGCCACCGUCUACCCGGCCAGCCUUAUCCGCACUCUGCUCCAGGUGCAGAAGGGGAAGGCCCUCUACUCCGGCACAUUUGAUGCUUUCUGUAAGAUCCUGCGAGCGGAGGGUGUGCGAGGCCUCUACCGUGGCUUUAUGGUCAAUACGUUCACCCUGAUCUCAGGACAGGCUUAUAUCACCACCUAUGAACUGGUGCGCAAUUAUGUGUCCCACUACUCGCCCAGUAACACGGUAAAGUCGGUGGUGGCUGGAGGCGCAGCUUCUCUGGUGGCCCAGACCAUCACUGUACCCAUAGAUGUGGUGUCCCAGCAACUGAUGAUGCAAGGACAGGGGGAACACCUGACUCGUUUCAAGACCAAACCAAAAAGGGUGCUCGCAACAACUAAGCGCAGACUGACGUUUGGGCAAAGCCGUGACAUUACGGUGCAGAUAUUCGCAGCCGAUGGUUUCAGGGGAUUUUACAGAGGCUACGUGGCAUCCCUACUCACGUACAUCCCAAACAGUGCACUCUGGUGGCCUUUUUAUCAUUUUUAUGCAGAGCAGCUAUCCUUGUUGGCACCAAGCGAGUGCCCCCAUCUGAUUCUGCAGGCUUUGGCAGGACCAAUGGCAGCAGCAACCGCCUCCACCAUCACCAACCCCAUGGAUGUUGUUCGAGCCAGAGUACAGGUGGAGGGCCGAUCAUCUGUUGUGGAGACGUUCAAGCAGCUGCUGGCAGAGGAGGGGGUGUGGGGGAUGACCAAGGGGUUGUCGGCCCGCAUCGUUUCCUCCACACACACGUCGGUCCUCAUCGUGGUUGGAUACGAGACUCUGAAGAGACUAAGCCUGCGAGCUGAGCUCGUAGAGUCCAGACACUGGUGAUAGGACAGUGGGAACCAGGACAGCCUCGUACC